CUGGGCGCGAUGGCGCGGCCUGAGGGGCCGCCGACGCUGCCCGAGCCCCUGCGGCGGCGGCUCGUGUCCUUCAGCAGCUCUGUGUUCAGCGACAGCCACCGCACCGCGCUCAGCGACGUCCCCCGCGCCCCCCCGGGCUUCCCGGGCUACCGCGCAGAUUGUGAAAUCCUUUCCAGUUUGCCACUGCAGAUGUCCCUCUAUUUCAAUGUUUAUUUCUUCCCGUUUUGGUGGCUCAUCACAGUUGCCAUCCUCUACGUGAAGUAUCCAGCCUUAUCAGAUUAUUACAAGUUCAUCCUGGUCACCAUCAUGAUCCUGGUCUCUCUGACAGAGCUCAUUCGACUCUACCUGGGAUAUGUGGGCAAUCUCCUGGAGAAAGUCCCUGAGCUGGCUGGGUUUUGGCUCCUGACUCUCCUCCCGCAGUUGCCUAUAAUUCUCUUCUUGCUAUUUAAUGAAGGUCUGAAAAUCCACUCUCUGGAGCGAGCCGUCCACAUCAUCUUCGCCGCCUUCCUCUCCUUCCAAGUGGUGGCGGCGUUUUUCGCCCUGAGGAGGAUGGUGAACACUCUGGCCACUCGCUUCCGCCUGACCGAGUUCCACCGCCUGGAGGAGCAGCGCCCCGCGCCCGGCGUUUGCAGCCUGGCGGCAGGGAGCAGCUCCCGGGGCUGGUAGGGCCCCGGUGCCCGCCGGAGACCGCGCCCCGAGGGCCUCAGGGGGUAACAGAGCCCGGCCCACUGUGGCCACAGCUCUGUUUCCGGUCUGUUGGGUCAUUCUUUGCCUUCUUGCCUCAGAGGUAUCAAAAAAAUAGAUCUUGCUCAAGAGCCAACAUUAAACCUCAGAGGAUGGAGCUCCUUUCUGCAAGGAAAAUCAAAGCCAAUAUAACUGACCCGAGUGGACUAUUUGUGGACUGAGUAGAUUUGGAGGGGUUUACACAGUUGUGGCAUUUUUAAAAAACCAGAAGCCUUUUUCCCACUGUUGGCACAAAAUUAUUUUGUUUACAAUAAAUCUUUUCUACACUUUUUUGUGU
Molecule: messenger RNA, 1021 nt
Organism: Serinus canaria (Common canary)
Lineage: Eukaryota; Metazoa; Chordata; Aves; Passeriformes; Fringillidae
Gene: TMEM17
Product: transmembrane protein 17
Exons: 4
Coding region: 10-666 (218 amino acids)
Biological process (GO): non-motile cilium assembly
Cellular component (GO): ciliary transition zone
Source: RefSeq, a predicted model, not a curated record